Kluyveromyces marxianus DMKU3-1042 is the source of this 2115-nucleotide messenger RNA. RefSeq lists its product as uncharacterized. The transcript has a single exon. Lineage: Eukaryota; Fungi; Ascomycota; Saccharomycetes; Saccharomycetales; Saccharomycetaceae. The record is from RefSeq and is a predicted model, not a curated record. Gene Ontology annotation, cellular component: membrane. Gene Ontology annotation, biological process: xenobiotic detoxification by transmembrane export across the plasma membrane. The coding region runs from base 1 to 2115 and encodes 704 amino acids. Gene Ontology annotation, molecular function: xenobiotic transmembrane transporter activity; antiporter activity.
AUGGCUACGCUGUUGGGUAAGACGUUGUCGCAGGUGCAUCCGAAGCUUCGAACGAAUGGUAUUGGGAUCGGGAACAACCACAGACGUAUAUCUUUAGGGUUCGAUCUUUUGAAUGCAGAUAAGAAGAACCCAUUGUUGAGGAAGUACUUGAAGAAACGGAGGCAUCGGGGGUUGCAUUUGCAUCCGGACGAACAAGGGAGCUACCACACGCUAGAUGAGGAUUUUGGGAGCAGUGUGAGGAACUCGGCUCAUGUGCUUGACGAGGUUUUGGAAGAUGAGGAAGAGGAAUUGGGCGAGCCAUUGAGCAGGACGGUGUCUCUUCCGUCCCGUGUAUCUGAGCGAAGCGACGAAACGGUGCAGCAGAGCAUGGACUGGUUGCUCGAGGAGCACGAGCGUCGGUUCUCGACGACUUCGUCGCGGAAUAGCGAAGGGUCUCGAGAAGAAGAAGAGGAACUGGAAGAACAAGAACAAGAACAAGAAGAUGCCAUUGCGUAUGACGAGUUCAUGCACCGAGUGCGACUGCAAUUGCAGCAGGAUUUCCAAGGUAGUAGUAGUGGCAAAGGUACUGUUGGCAAAGGUGCGAGGGAAACACGUCGCGGGUCGCUCAUAUCGGUCACGAGUCGCGGGUCUGUUCCCCAGGUUUUCCAAGACGUCGAUAGCGCAGCGUACCAGGACUUGAGCCAUGCUCGGGUCACGGUCAAGAGCGAGAUCAAGGUGCUAGCGUCGUACUCGAUCCCGUUGAUCUUCACGUUUUUGUUGGAACAGAUGUUCCCCGUUGUGUGUUCGCUCACGGUGGGCCAUUUGGGUAAGACCGAAUUGGCAGCGGUUUCGUUGGCAUCGAUGACUACGAACAUUACAUAUGCUGUAUUUGAGGGCAUUGCGACGAGUUUGGACACGCUUUGUCCGUUGGCGUAUGGGGCCGGGAAGUACUAUAGUGUUGGAGUGCACAUGCAGCGGUGUGUUGCGUUUUCGAUGGUGGUUUUCGUGCCGUUUGGGUUUGUGUGGUGGUUUUCCGAGCCGAUUUUGAGCUGUGUGAUGCCCAAUGAGCCGGAAUUGAUCCACUUGACGUCCAAGUUCUUGCGUGUGAGCAUCCUGGGGGCGCCCGCGUACAUUGUUUUCGAGAGCAUGAAGCGGUUCUUGCAAGCACAGGGCAUCUUUGACGCUGGAAUAUACGUGUUGAUGAUUUGUGCGCCGCUCAACAUAUUCAUGAGUUACACGUUGGUGUGGAACUCGAGGAUCGGGAUGGGUUUCAUUGGGGCUCCAAUUGCUGUUGUGUUGAAUUUCUGGAACAUGGUGAUCCUCAUGGUGUUGUACGCUGUGUAUGUGGAUGGGUUCAAGUGCUGGGGCGGGUUCAACAAGAAGUGUUUGACGCAUUGGAAAGCGCUUGCCGAGUUGGCGAUUCCGGGGAUCAUCAUGCUUGAAGCCGAGGAUCUUUCGUAUGAGAUCUUGACGCUUUUCAGUUCUUAUUUCGGGACCACGUACUUGGCAGCGCAGUCUGCUGUGUCUACGACAGCUGCGUUGCUCUACAUGAUUCCGUUUUCCGUUGGUAUAUCUACUAGCACGCGGAUUGCGAAUUUCAUUGGGUCGAGAAGACCCGAGUGUGCGAAGCUUGCGGCUGAGCUUGGGAUUGGGUCUAGUUUAUUUGUUGGAUUGCUCAACUGUUUGAUAAUUACGGUUGACAAGCGGUCGAUAGCGAAGAUAUAUUCGAGCGACGAAGAAGUGAUUGAGUUAAUGUGCGAGCUUUUGCCCUUGGUGGGGCUAGUGGAGAUAUUUGACUCGUUGAAUGCGAUCAGCGGGUCGUGUUUGCGGGGCCAAGGGAUGCAGUAUAUUGGUAGUAUAGUGAAUUUGGUGGUGUAUCAUUUUGUUGCGAUUCCGCUUGGGAUAUUUUUGGGGUGGCACGAGAACAUGAAGUUGUUUGGGCUCUGGAUCGGGAUUGGUGUUGGGAUGUUGACGAUUGGUGUUGUGCAGAGCUACUUUGUGUUGUUUCCGAGCUGGGACAAGAUCAUGGCGCAGGCCGAGAAGCGGCAGGACGAGGACUCUGAUGAGGAGGCGGGCGAGGAUGAGUUUGAUUCUACUAGCGAUGAUGACGAGGAGGACAUGCCGUUGUUGGCCUAG